Symbiodinium pilosum is the source of this 512-nucleotide messenger RNA. Lineage: Eukaryota; Dinophyceae; Suessiales; Symbiodiniaceae. The record is from the annotation of a GenBank genome assembly.
GCUACGAGGGCCAGUGGGAGUCAGACUUGCAGCAUGGCUAUGGCGUAGAGCAGUGGGCAGACGGCUCCCGAUACGAGGGGUGCUAUGCCAGCAAUCUCAAGCAUGGCCAAGGCACAUUUACUUGGGCAGCUGGCUCCUCGUACACUGGAUCCUUCGAGAAGGACGAGAUACAUGGCAUUGGCUCUUACAAGUGGACAGAUGGACGAACCUACACCGGGCAAUGGCAGCACAACUGCUGUCACGGUGUUGGGGACAUGCUUUGGCCAGAUGGCCGUGCAUACCAUGGCUCCUAUGAGUCAGACAAGAAGCACGGAGAGGGCUGCUACAUGUGGCAAGAUGGCCGCCAGUACAGCGGGCAGUGGAAGGAAGGCAAACAGCAUGGAUUUGGCAGAUACCUGAAUGGAGACGGCAAGGCGCGGGAAGGCGUCUGGCAGCGCGGGCAGCGCCUCAAAUGGUUGGGAGGAGAGCGCGAUCCCAGAGAAUCUGAUGGUUUUCUGGAGAAGAAAACGUGA